UUGGUUAUUGGUUUUCACUUCACACACGGCUUUUCUUUUGUGUGAGGUUAAUAUAAAAUAUGCCCUAGUAGCAUCUCCAAGUAAUAUUUGUCUCUAGUUAUUGUAUUGGUCUGAUAUUUUUCACAUAAUGGCGUCAGUUUCUACCGCUCCAGCGCCGGGUAUGCACCAGAUCGACUUGUCCAAGUUAAAUCUUCACCAGUUGGCUCAGCUCAAGCAGCAACUAGACCAAGAGCUAAAUGUCUUCCAAGAUUCUCUUUCAACACUAAAGAUGGCUCAAGGCAAAUUCGUUGAGUCUGGCGAGAGCGUGGAAAAAAUUACACCUAGCAGCAAGGGCAAGAGUAUUCUGGUACCACUAACAGGCUCCAUGUAUGUGCCCGGUACUAUAGCAGAUACUGAACAUGUAGUAAUAGAUAUAGGCACAGGAUAUUAUGCACAAAAGGACAUAGAAGGUGCCAAAGAUUAUUUCAAAAGAAAAACCCAGUUUGUAACAGAGCAAAUGGAGAAAAUCCAAGCCAUGGGUAUUGAGAAAUCAAAGGUCCGAGAAGCAAUCUGCAUGAUGAUGGAAAUGAAGCUGCAAGCCCAGGCUCAGGCACAGAAGCCUUCCACCUCAUAACAAUGGAACAAGCCACUGACCCGCUUGCUUGAUCACAUAUUCAAAUUUACUUUGUAUUAAUACUGGUAUUAAAGAUUUUAUGAGUAAUUGUCACAUGUUUAAACGUGGUUUCCAGCAAUAAUAAUGAUAUUUGUGCUUUAGAUUCUAUGAAGCAUUUGUACAGUACUAGGUCACUAAUUUUGUUCUACUGCUCGAGUAGACAACAUCUACAUGAAGAAUUACCUUUAUUUCAGAAAUACUUAUCUCAUUAUUCUCUUUUGUUAUGAGAAUAGUUAACGUUUUAUUAAUACCUGUUCAUUUAAAAUUUAAAUUAUUUAUUCAUUGUCAUGUGAAUUGCUUUAUUUAGAGUUGUGUUUGAAAAAAUGCUUUUAUAACUAAUGUGAAAUUGCUUGUAAGGUGUAUAAUCAGAAAAUUAGGAGACAUAUUUUGUCUUUUAUAUAAAUCACACAAGAUUUGAAUUUUAAAUUGUAAUGCUUUGUACCUUACAAGAAUAUGAAAUGUGUGGAUCUUUUUUGAAGGUGACUCAUUUGUGCACCCUUCAUUGCAUUAUGGAAUUAAUAAAAAAAAGUAACUUG
Cydia fagiglandana is the source of this 1188-nucleotide messenger RNA. RefSeq names its product prefoldin subunit 5 (gene Pfdn5). The record is from RefSeq and is a predicted model, not a curated record. The transcript is spliced from 3 exons. The coding region runs from base 128 to 613 and encodes 161 amino acids. Gene Ontology annotation, cellular component: prefoldin complex; cytoplasm. NCBI's taxonomy places the organism in Eukaryota, Metazoa, Arthropoda, Insecta, Lepidoptera, Tortricidae. Gene Ontology annotation, biological process: RNA polymerase III assembly; RNA polymerase II core complex assembly; RNA polymerase I assembly.